GUGUCACUGCCAGCUGACCACAGGGUGACCCGUGUUCUGGAUUUCAGCUCCAAGCCCCCCCUCAGAGCCGCCACCCGGUGAGACAACCAGUUCGGAGUUAUGAAGACCAAGAACCGACCCUCCAGGCGCCGGGCGCCACCACAGGACACAGAGACCAGCCCACAGGAGCGGACCCCAGAGAGACCCCAGCAGGGCUCCGAGCUGGAGCUGACCAAGGGUCUGCGGAGCAGGGCAGCGCGGGCGCCGGGGCUCCGGGCCGAGGGCGGACGCAGGAGACCGGGGUCCUCGGGGUCAGGUGGCCGCCGGGAGAGCAGUGUCCAGCGUCGGCUGGAGAGCAACGAGAGGGAGCGGCAGCGCAUGCACAAGCUCAACAACGCCUUCCAGGCACUACGGGAGGUCAUCCCCCACGUUCGGGCCGACAAGAAGCUCUCCAAGAUCGAGACACUCACUCUGGCCAAAAACUACAUCAAGUCGCUGACCGCCACCAUCCUGACCAUGUCCAGCAGCCACCUCCCAGGCCUGGACGGGCCCGGCCCCAAGCUCUACCAGCACUACCAGCAGCAGCAGGCAGCUGGGGGCACGCUCGGUGCCACGGAGGCCCAGCCCGAGGGCCACCUGCAGAGGUACUCCACGCAGAUCCACAGCUUCCGCGAGGGCUCCUAGCGCUCAGGUUUGGGGGUCAGCAGUCCGGCCUGCUCCUCCUGCCCCACGUGGACUUGGCCCGAGUGGCUCCAUUUUCCAAUUUGGCUGCCACCCUGGAGCACAGCCUGGUCCCGGGAACCAGUGGGCAGGCUGAGGCCGUGGCUCUCUGAGCAGCGGGAGGCCCCAGCCUCCAUGUGGGUCCCAGGCCCUGGCUUUUGAUCUAACCAGGCGGCUUUCAGGCCUUCACUUUUGUAACUGUGCUCUCCACCCUGACUCCUCUGGGCCGGGAGAGCGUGUGGGAAAAGGUUUACUUUGGUAAGUUUCCCCAAGGCCCUGGGAGGGCCCUCCUUCAAUCUGCAUGGUAGGAUUAGAUGGGGCCAGACUCAGCCUCCUCAUUCAGGGUAAACUGAGGCACGGAGCAAGCAAAGCCCACGGCCAUGCGAGGAACGUGACCAGCUGAGAUAGUUGAAGCGUCUAGUUCAGUAACUGGCUGAUAGAAACCCUGAUCAUAUGACCUCGAGUUGAUUUUAAAGGAAAGGGGCAGGCUCCUUCCUCCCUCUUGACUAGCAGGGCCGGAGUAGGGUGCCAGGGUCGACAGCCUGGUGCUGAGGGGGCUGGAGACAGGGUGCUGAUCUUCUGGGCCCCUUGGGGUGAGGGCUUCAAGGGCCUAGUUCCCAAGAGAGACCCAGGGAGAGAGUUGUGCCAGGUCUCCCCUGGGUCCCAUCCAGGUUCACCGUUCACGGUCAUGGACGGUCAUAUCACUGACAGCGGCGAUGUGAGAGGACCUCAGGAUGUUCUUGCAUCCUGGCUGGAUUUGGGGAGCCCUGCAGGGCUCUCUGCAAAAAGGAACCUGGGGGUGGCAGGCGCUCCCCUCCCCCGCCUGGGUGCUGCUCUUUAAAGGCGAACACUGGACAGCUUGGCAGGUCCCUGCCGCCUCAGGCCAAGCUUCCUUCUGUUCAUGUUCCUGCCCUGCUGGCUCCGACAGGCUUGGCGACUUUCUCUCACUGCCUUGGCACCUCCCCGCCCUCAUCCUUCUGCCCACAGCCAAUAUGGGGAGGGACAGGGCCCUGGCAGCCUCCGGCAAGAGAAUCCCCAGACAUGGGGGAGUGAGCCGGGCCAGCGCCGCUAGCCCACAGCCGUGCCUGAGCUAGCCCUUAGGGCCAGGUCCCUUCGGGGCACUAUGGACCGCUCCAGGAGGCUGGUCUGUCCCUGUCCCACCGCCCCUGCUGUCCUUUCCCCUGGGGACCCCAGGCCCUCCUGGCCUGCCCUCAGGGCUGGUCGCUCUGGAAGGUCAGUGGUUAGGGUAACCCUCCAAUGGAACUAUGACUGAGGCAACGUUGACCACAGGAAAGAUGGGGUCCAGGCACCCCCUACUUGGGUGACCUGCCAGGUUGGAACACCAGAGGUUGAGGCCUCCAAGCCUGGUGCUGUUGUCUGGUUGAGCUGAGACCGGAGCAGGACACGGUGCGUCUCUGAUCUUGCUGAAUGAACUGACAGAACUGGAGCUCGGGGAGGUUUGGCCAGUAGAGGCUCUGUCCAGACUGUGCCCAGGGACUGGCCACGGGCUGUCGGGGGGCAGGAGGGGCUGGGCAUCAACACCUUAGGGACAAUGGCUCUCUAUGUCCCCAUCUGGCACCUGUCUCUUCCCUGCUUCCCAGAAGGUGGCCGCUGUCCAGAUGCCCAGUCCUUCACUAGUGGCUGCAGGGCACCUGCCUGCCCCUGUGGCCACAUCAUAAAGGAUCCGUCAAGGUUUCUGUCCCACCUCAGGGAGCAGGGAGGUGAGAGGACAGGCUUGGCGACACCCUGGUUGGCUCCCACCACUCUCAGCACCCCCAAGCUGAGGCGGGACUCUUUGGUCCCAGGAGACCCUGCCCUUGCUAAGGGCACCACACAAGUGGUGAGGUCCACACGCCAAGCCCUGGCCGCCUGGCCUGCGGCAGGACUGGGGCCCGCCUGGCACCGGACUGA
This is a messenger RNA of Talpa occidentalis (Iberian mole), 2610 nucleotides long. RefSeq names its product basic helix-loop-helix family member a15 (gene BHLHA15). Gene Ontology annotation, molecular function: protein dimerization activity. NCBI's taxonomy places the organism in Eukaryota, Metazoa, Chordata, Mammalia, Eulipotyphla, Talpidae. The transcript has a single exon. The record is from RefSeq and is a predicted model, not a curated record. The coding region runs from base 100 to 663 and encodes 187 amino acids.